Molecule: messenger RNA, 1439 nt
Organism: Trametes versicolor FP-101664 SS1
Lineage: Eukaryota; Fungi; Basidiomycota; Agaricomycetes; Polyporales; Polyporaceae
Exons: 6
Coding region: 60-1274 (404 amino acids)
Molecular function (GO): protein binding
Source: RefSeq, a predicted model, not a curated record
GCUCAACCAAAGCCGACGCCAGAACUCGUUCAUCUUUCAGCCUCCUCGUACAAUCCGCAAUGAGCUUCCUUGGUGGAGUGGAUCCCGCCGACAUCGCAACCCAACGUGCUGCGAGUCGGAGCUUGCGCAAGGCCACCGAGCUCGUCAAAAUCCAGCAAUACGAACGCUCUGUCCCCUAUUUCGUGGACGCCCUCCAAGAUUACUGGACCGUAGACGCAGUCCUGCAAUGGGCGUGGCGGUUCCCCAACAAGGAGCUCGCUCUUCAGCUCACCGAGAUAACUGAGGCAAAAGCGCGGGCACACCUACUGCAGGCGCUCGGCUCGGACUGCUUUGGCGAAUCUUACUAUGGGUACGGAGAAUUCUGGGGCCUCUCGGACACACGGCCCUACAUGCGCGCCUUGGGCGCCAUCGCCCACCUGGCCCACCGUCUUGGCGACUACGACAAAUCUAUCGCCGCGAGCACAGAAGCACUCCGCCUCUGUCACGGAGACAACAUGGGCCAACGAUACAUUCUUAGCAGCAUCCUCCUGAAGGCAGGACGUUUCGCCGACGCGCUCUCCUUUUGCCAGGUCUGGCUCGACCCGCAAUAUGAUGGACUGAACCGUCCCCGCGGGGGAUGCACAUUCGACCCGCCUAAUCCAGAACCCCUCACGCCGCGCCUCGUCGAGUGGCACAGCAAGCCAUGGUCGCCCGGAAACCUGUUACUCAACGCAGCAUAUGCAGCAUUCGCCCUGUGGGGCGAUUGCGAGCUCGCCAGGCAGUACCUCGUCCUGGGCACCCGCGCGAACCCCGGCAUCUUUGUCAAGGUGCUCGCGAGGCGCGAGAAGCCAGACGGUCCUUAUUCGAGACCGCGUACGACCAACGGCUCGGACGAGGCGCACGACUACCGCUGGCUCACGCAGGACCUGUGGGCGGAGCCUGAGGCAUGGGUCUGGAUCAACACCAACCGGGACCUCAUCGACAUCGUGGUCAAGACAUGCACACGGGAGGGCUGCGGCCGCCGCGAGAUGCGCCCGCUCGACUUCAAGAAGUGCGGCGGCUGCAGGCAGGCGUUCUACUGCGGGCCGGAGUGCCAGCGGGAAGACUGGCAAGCCCACAGGCAGGCUUGUCGACAGGCGAACGCGCCCCCUGCACGUCCGGAUUCGCCGGUAUUCGCGACGUCGGCCUUUUUGAACAAUCCGGCAGCCUUGCACGCGAUGACGCUCGACACCAGCGAUGACAGCUCGGACUUGUCUGAUCUUUGGGAGGACGGGGUCGAGGUCGAGCCGUACUAGUGCAUCUCGCAAGCGAGACCAAGUUCUUGGAUGAUGAUACUAUAGUGAAGGUCUUUAGACUACAAGGAUGGCCGUGAGUGCCGCGAUAUUGUUUUCUACUUGAAUCCGUGGUCGUGUAGUUAAUAACUGAUGGAGUAACUUGUACCAUGAAUGUACCACAGCAAC